AUGAUUCAAUUAAAGACCGUCCUGAAUUGCAUCGACAACUCCGGUGCCGCCCUGGUUGAGUGCGCUCUGGUUAUUGGACAGAAGCGGGCUGCCCAAAUCGCUUCUCCCUCUUCCCUCGAUCGAAUUAUCUUCAAGCCGACCGACCACAAAUUCUGCCUCUUCUGGAGGAUUGCGCUCGGACACCCUGCUAAUCAGAUUCCGCGCCUAGGUGACCGCAUCGUGGUAGUUGUCAAGGAACAUCGGGGGGCCUCCGCCUCAGGUAUGGCUGGUGUGUCCGCCGCAAACAAAGUCAAGCGAGGAGAUAUCCGACACGCCGUCGUUGUCCGCACUAGAUACCCCGUCCAACGCCGCGAUGGCUCCUGCGUCAAGUUCGACGACAAUGCCUGCGUCCUCCUUAACAAGGCUGGAGAUCCCGUUGGCUCUCGAAUUAACGGCGUCGUAGGUGCCGAGCUCAAGAGGAAGAAGUGGAGCAAGAUUCUUUCGAUGGCUCCUUCUCAGGCAUAA
Molecule: messenger RNA, 504 nt
Organism: Clonostachys rhizophaga
Lineage: Eukaryota; Fungi; Ascomycota; Sordariomycetes; Hypocreales; Bionectriaceae
Source: the annotation of a GenBank genome assembly